GGAGGAUCACUGGGCAUUGCGAGCAUGCAAGGAUCAGUAGCAACAGAAUGAAACGGCGAGAGAGAUAGAGAGCGGUAAAGAGUCGGAGGAGAGCGCUACUGAGGACUAAAGGACUAUCAGAGAUGAGAGAGAGACACUGAGAACAAGCAUGCGGACCAAAAGGGAGGAAAAGAAAAGAACAAACCCGCAAUACCCAGAGAAUCCAUCCAACUCAUCAUCUGCGGGCCAUUGGUUAGAGACAGAGAAAAGCCUUGACAGUGAUGUCCAAUCAGAAGUAGCUAAUCUAGAAAGGAGGUCAUUAAUGUAAGGACAUUGGGGGUUUAAAGCCUUAUUGGAUAUUGGAUUCCUGUCUCCAUCUUUCACAUACAAACUCUCUCACACUGCCUCACAAAAACGCAAAUUAAUUUGGGUAAACAAACGCUGGAAACAUUCCCGCUUUUUAUUGGAUAUAAUCCUGCUGACGUUGGCUGUCAAUGCUGCCCUCCAUCCCGUUCAGCUCCUCAGGGGGCUGAGCCAACCUGCAGAGGAGUAUGGGCAGGAGGGUGGCUGACCCAACCAAUCCGGUGCCUGCGCUGGGGGUUCCCCUGGCAGGGGGGCGAUGGGGGCCGCUGUGCAGUGUUGGGGUGCAAACAUCUCCCGGACUGCGAACUCUCCCAUCCAUCAAACGACACGGCAGCCAACCAACCAACACACAUCGGCCACUCACCAUGCCAACAGACAAAACAACAGUGGAGACACGCGGAGUUAUCAAAAGUGACAGCAACAGUCUGCCAGUGUCCAAGGAGACAUCUCAGAACGAGAUCAACAGCCUGACACAGGACGGCAUGGGGUCACAGGGGUCAGGCAGCGGAGUUUACUGCCAGAUCAAAACUACACGGACAAACCCCAAGGAUACAAGAGAUAAAAGGACAGCUCGGUAUACAAAUGGCAGUGUGGUAGCCUCUGAUGUGGUGGGAGGGGUUUGCACUGAGGCCACAGAAGGUAAGGAGCCGGCCCAAGAGAGGAGGAGGGUGCAGUCUCUACGUGGGGAGGGCCAUCGCUCGGUAUUAAAGACAGGGAGCGUUUGUACCACUGUGCACGCCACCCCACCACGGCCCUGUCGAGUGAUGGCGACUUCCUCACCCAGCCUUUGUGGGACAUGUGGGAGGAGACGAUCACAGAUUACACCGUGUACAGGCGCUUGUCGCAGGAAGGCUGUCAAUCAAAUAACAGCCAGCCAGACUUUACCUAAUCCGCCUCGGAAACAGUCUGUGGCUCCCAAGCAGUCAAGAAAAGAAUCUGCUCUGGACUCUCAGCCUUGCACAAAAAGCACAGACACAGCAAACACCUCCACGCACACAUCAGUACAGACUUCUCAAAUACCACAGCUGUCACACACUAUGCCAAAAACACACAAUUCGCAUUCCAACCCCACAUCACACACCCUGAACAAAACAAAAGAGUCAAAGCAGCGGACAAGACCACAUUCUGCAGACUUUACUCAUUGUAAGGACUCAGCCACGCAAACGACAGACACACACAUGCACAACAACACAGACAAGACCACAACUAUCACACAUACACAACGACCACACACACCAUCUGCUGAAGCAACAGAGACCCAUUCGACUGACAAACACAAGCAUGACUUGGCUAAAAUCCAGCACACUGAUGAACACACACACCAACACACAUUAGUCUGUAUCACUUCUAAACAUCCAGCUCCUUUCCUUCACAGUGACUUAAAAUCUACCAACACCCCACCUCUCCCACCAAAAAACUCUCCUAAACCCACUCGUUCCAAACCGGGAACACCUGUAGCGCAAACCAAAAACACAGACGAGACCACAAACAUUCCCAAACAAACAUCCUCAGAACGGGUCAAACUCAAGGACUACGUAAAACAGAAGAGCAAAUCAUUUGACGACCACACUCUGCCUUGUAAGACUCAUAUGAAAGCACAAUGUAAUGGGGCUCCAGGGGGGUUGUUGGGUGCACCCGCAGGGACCGCACCACGCGGGCUGGAGAGGCAGUUGCAAAAUGUGGAGGAGAACCUACAGUCCAAUCAGGAGAAGAUCAAGGUGCUUCUCAACGUCAUUCAAGACCUGGAGAAGAGCAAGGCCCUCAGCGAAGGUCGCAGCUCAUACAGAACUGGUCAGGACAUUAACAACUGCCCCACCUGCCAAAAGACAGCCUGCAUCAUCUACAGUGUGGAGCAUGAUUUCCGACAGCAGGAGGGACGCUUCCAGGGUGUUAUGGAGGCCCUGGAGGGGGAGUAUGAUGUGCCUGCACCCACUCUGACCAAGCCCGUGCCAGCCCCUUCCUCCUCCGGCCGUCCCAGCACCAAGGCCCGUGUCAAGAAACUCCGCAAAAAGUGUUUCUGGUGGCUUUAAGUUUUGGAAAAACCACAACGACCCUUCCAGCCAACAUGGCAUAUGGGUAAUGAUUGUCUUUCAGGAGACCACAGACCCCAACGUAGUGGAAUAAAGCAUCUCUCCCAUGGGUGUGGGGUGUGGGUCUGUUGUGUUUUUAAGUGUCAUUAAAAUUAGUGGUGGCAUUUUCCAAGCUGCAUCCAUGUAAAUGGCACUUUUUCCACAGUACUACUCAGUACUGAGACGGAUAUCAAGAACAGGAUCACCAUGACCUUCUCUCUGUGGGAAACCAGACUUCAGCAGCUAAUUUGUGAUUAACUUUUGACUCAAAGUGGGGAUAACGUUGUCCCAUAAUAUUUCAGUAGCAGAGAGAUGAAGCACUGACACUUUCAACGACAGGCAGGCGUUUUGUUUGUCACUUGGCUGAGUGGCUGUCUAGACAGAUGGACAGAUGUAUGAAUGGAUUUAUACCAAGAUGGAUUCACGUUACAGCUGGUAAUGAAUCCUCACAAAAACUUUGGCUAAAUCACAGCCAUAAGCAAGGGAAUCGGAAUGAUAAGCAAUUUAACAACUAAUCGGAAUACUGUGUCUUUGGAUGGCUUGACAGCCAAAAUUUGAAUGUAGCAACAGCUGAAGAGCUAUAAGAGGAUACUGUAAGAGUGGGAAAGAAGCUGAUGAGCUCUCUUUAAGACAAAGAGACAGCUCAAAGGAUGGAUAUCAGGGUUUGGAGAGCACAGUGGAGAUUGUGUUAAGAAUACAUUAAGAGACAAUGUGAUAGGCAACUGAUCACAGACUGACAGGUUGUGUCAGAUGAUUAAAAAAUUCUGUCAGCGUUGUCUGACAGUGAUUGAUUCUCUCCUUUAUUACCAUCCAAAAUGGAAGUGUUUUGAUGUAAGCUCAAUCUUGUUUCAAGGAUUUUCAGACACACACACACACACACACACACACACACACACACACACACACACACACGUGCAUAUAAAUACAUGCACAAAAAGGCAUACACUUACAGGCACUAACAAACACAUGCACACACAUGCAGUAUAUACCCACUGUAACACAAUCAAGUACUCCACACACACACACACACACACACACGCAAUUGUGAACCACUGCAAACUAGGGGUAGACCAGUUAUUACUGCAGUUAUCUACUGGCCUGUAUUCAUGUUUCAAAGAGUUAUCAAUACUUGCAAAGUCUGAGCUAAUAAAUCACCUAUAAAUUCUGUAUGAAUUCCUGUGAAACUAACUGUGUAUGUCUGGAGUUUAUCUAAAGUUCACAUUGCAGAAGUUGUGCAGAGGGCUGCUCAGUUGUCGUGGAACAUAUGGAGAGCCCAACACCAACAGUUUAAUGUGAUUUAGCAACCACCAACUUUGACUGUCUGCAGUUCCACAGUGAGUACAUACAGUAAGUUACCAAGCAAAUUAAACAGAAAACGUAAAACAUGUUCAAUCUUUCUGGAAAGAUAUUCCUCCAAAACAAACUUUGUUCACAUGGAAAUUACCGUAGAAAAUCAUUUCCAGAUUUAUAAGCUUGUUCUGUAGCAUUCAGGCGACACCGCCACUGCUCGCUGCUUCAUUAAGCUACAAUAGAGCAACAGAAAUCGCUGCUAAAAACACCUGCAAGGCACGCUGUCCCAUUUAAAAGUGAGGUUUUAACCAAUAAACAGCGUCAUUGUAAAAUCAUAACACAAUUAGUAGAUGAAUACAGUAUUUUAUACCAAAUUAUAUAUUGGCAGACAUGUCUUCUAUCAGAAAUUACAACUCAAGAAUCUAUACAAAUUCUAUCUAUCAAAGUCUAUCCCUGUUGCAAAAACAUGUUGCAAACGAUUAUUUUGCACACAUAAACACACACCAUUCGCACAAUGCUUAUAGUUCACAGCAGCUUAGAGGUUAACCACUAAUCUCACAAGAACUUUCUUCUGCUGCUUCUGGCUAACAAGUUGUCCAAUUAGAAUCCUGGAUGACACCACACUUACUAAUUAACCAUAACAGUGCGUGAGCUCCCACGAUUCCCCUCUCUUCCUCUUGUACGUACAAUAAAAGUGUGUAUUUUAAACAAAAA
Perca fluviatilis (European perch) is the source of this 4415-nucleotide messenger RNA. RefSeq names its product protein INSYN2B (gene insyn2b). Gene Ontology annotation, cellular component: postsynaptic density. The record is from RefSeq and is a predicted model, not a curated record. The coding region runs from base 531 to 2372 and encodes 613 amino acids. The transcript has 4 exons. NCBI's taxonomy places the organism in Eukaryota, Metazoa, Chordata, Actinopteri, Perciformes, Percidae. Gene Ontology annotation, biological process: inhibitory postsynaptic potential.